GUUGGAAUUAAGCUUUUUGAUAUUUCAUGAUAUUUGGUGACUGUGGUUUUCUUUUCCUGUUAUCAGUUUUUUGGCCUCAAAAGCUAGUCAUUUUCAUUUGUCUGGUAAGGCCUUCAGUGUCCUUUCAAUUUGGGUGUGCAUUGACAAAAUGAGUCUUAACGAAUACUGUAUUUAUUUACUCUGGGUGAUUUUAAGAGAAUGAAGAGGUUUGGCAACCCAAGCAAGGAAAGAAUGUUAUUACAACUUAUUUGAAGAAAAUGAAAAGUGUUAUAGUUUGUUGUAGAAUUAUAUGCUUCGCGUGUUCAUUUAUUUAAGAAAUAUAAGCUCUUUUUAUUUACAACUUGACCCAGUUUAUCAUCAUUGAAACAGGUGUGUUCUUCUUGGGGUGAGCUGUGGUGGAAAUAUGGCAGACUAUGUUGCACGGAAAGCCGUUGAGUUGGGCAGUAUUUUGGACCCUGUCAAGGUGGUGGCACAAGUUUUGAUGUAUCCAUUUUUCAUUGGAAGUGUUCCAACACACUCUGAGAUAAAACUGGCAAAUUCCUACUUCUAUGACAAGGCUAUGUGCAUACUUGCAUGGAAACUUUUUUUACCUGAGGAGGAGUUCAGCCUGGACCACCCUGCCGCCAACCCACUUGUCCCUGAUAGGGGGCCACCUUUAAAGCUCAUGCCUCCAACACUCACCGUUGUGGCAGAGCAUGAUUGGAUGAGAGACCGGGCAAUUGCUUAUUCAGAGGAGCUCCGGAAGGUAAAUGUUGAUGCACCAGUUUACGAGUAUAAGGAUGCAGUUCAUGAAUUUGCAACUCUUGAUAUGCUCCUUAAGACCCCUCAGGCCCAGGCCUGUGCGGAGGACGUUUCCAUCUGGGUAAAGAAGUAUAUCUCACUUCGAGGUCAUGAGUUCUCUUAUUAAGUAAGCUAUGCAAGUUCAGAAACAGUUUCAGAAGGAUCACAAUAUACCAGUGUUUGUGAUUUACUUUUGGAUGACCGUGGGAGCAUCUAAUUGCUAUCUUUACAUGGGAGUGGGGAUUCGUAACACGAGGAAUCAGUUUUCUAUCUCCUUUAGCUUCAAGGAGGUUCCACGGUUUUCUUGUUUAAUCCUUUAGCCAUUCUGUUAUUUUUGUAAGAUAGAUAACUUGCCUCUCAGUAGGAUUUAGUUUAGUUGUGAGAUCUUCCUCUCUGAGUUACGCAUGCCACGUCGAGAUGGCCUUUUUAACAUUGUUUCGCUGUGUAUUGAGAUGUAAAAUUUAUAAUUAAAAGAAUCCAG
Messenger RNA from Ilex paraguariensis (yerba mate), 1261 nucleotides. NCBI's taxonomy places the organism in Eukaryota, Viridiplantae, Streptophyta, Magnoliopsida, Aquifoliales, Aquifoliaceae. The record is from the annotation of a GenBank genome assembly.